AUGAUAUAAUAGAUUAAAUAGUAUGAAGUUUUAGAAGAAUUUAUAAACUCUUCACUUUUAUCUCAUUAGGUUCUCCAUAUUAAUCUGACUGACAAUUAAAUUGGCGAUAUGGGUGUAUCAGGCUUAGGUUCUGCUUUAAAAAAUUGCAUUAAUCUCUCAAAUUUGACACUUGACCUUUAGUAAAAUUAAAUUGGCGAGGAAGGUACAUCAUGCUUAGGCUCUGCUUUAACAAAUUGCAAUAAUCUCUCAAAUUUGACACUUAAUCUUGGUGACAAUUAAAUUGGUGAUAGAAGAAUAGAAAAACUCGCACAUAUAAAUGCACUCAGAAUACAUCUUAAAAUUUAUUUUUAUUAUAUUUAUAUAAAUAAUUUUUAUUUAUUUUUAGGUAUUUUCAUAAUUAUUAAUUUUUAAUAAUUCAAUCAAUAUCUGAUUUUUGAAUAUUUAAUAUACACCCUGUUUCCUCUUUUUCUCAUUAAUUCCAGAACAAUUUGGUAAUUUAAUAACCUUUUUCUAAAAGUUUUUUUAAAUUGGUGA
This is a messenger RNA of Tetrahymena thermophila SB210, 534 nucleotides long. RefSeq lists its product as hypothetical. Lineage: Eukaryota; Ciliophora; Oligohymenophorea; Hymenostomatida; Tetrahymenidae. Gene Ontology annotation, molecular function: protein binding. The transcript is spliced from 5 exons. The record is from RefSeq and is a predicted model, not a curated record.